GGAGCAGUGUUGUGGACAGAGAUUCCUCAGGGGGAAGUGAGCUAACUAGUUCCCCCUGCUAGCUAACCAGCCAGGCUAAUUGAUUGUAGCUUAGCUGGCAGCAGUGGUUCGUCCUGCUGGUACGCGGAAAUGGUCGGCUGCUGCUCUGACGCGUUUUAUUUUCCGAACCACGGCAUCUUAAACUUCAAGCUAACAUCUAAGUCCCGGCGCUGACGCGACGGUGACGAGCGCAACGUAAUUUUUCUGAUAGCUACUAUUUGAACACUGCCAGCUUCUCGGAAGGGCACCGUGCAAGCGCUGCUGUCGCACAACAUAUGGUACUGAUGGAGCAGUGACUCUGUGAAGGGGGUUUUAGGGAGCUGGUAAGUGCAUGUCCACCAUGGCAGAUGGAGGCAGUGACGACGAUGUAAUUCACCUGGCAAGUUUCAACGUCCACCGCAGUCAAGGCUCCCGUGCGCGUCAGAGGGAGCUCAUCACAAUUUCUGAUGACUCGGACGAGGAGCCUGUGACUCUGGUACCUGGUAGUCCAGUUUUGGUCCCAGAUGAUGACGACGUCAGCAUAUUGGAGCCACUAACUCCUGCUCGCAGACACGUGAUUCGCCCGGCAGCCAAAUGGAGUGGGAGUCACUCUCACAACCUAAUUCAAAUUGUAGGUCAUAGUACUGCAACUCCCGGAGUUCCAACGGGGGACCCCAGCUCUGCCCCUUCCACCUCCAGAGAUACUAACGCCAACUCCUCCGCAGUAAGGCCAGCCACACGAACACAAUCACCAGUGCAGUCUGGCACUUCUGAAAACACACAGCCACAACCAGGCUCCUCCUCACAAACACAGACUCAGUCAAAACCUGGCACAAAUUCACAGCAACAGGACGGUACGUCAACACAUACAGGUGUGGUGCGCCAUGCAGUCUCCUCUCUCCAGAACCCAUCUACCUCCACGAAUGCCAAGGCUUAUGCCAUCUCAUCCAGAGCACCUAUACGAGUUCUUACUCAGCCUCAGCCCAGCACAUUUGGACUCGCACAACCACAAGCUGGAUCCUCAGCACAUGUACCUGUGGAGACCCAGGCGAGUACCUCUGCCAGUGCCACAAACUCUUCUUGUGCAGUUGCGGUAAGAGCAUUGAAUCCUUCUAUAAAGACUGAAGAAGAGGCAGGUAGCAGUACUCAUUCAGAAGACAAUCCUCAGGCGAGCACUUCAUCUGCACAGACACAGUCUCACUCACGGACGCAGCCUCAGCCUGGUACAUCCACACAGCUCCAGUCCUGUGGGACCACAACCCUUCAGCCCCGACUCAUACAGGUGAACAAGGGUAAGCGUGUUGUUCUUCCACAACGGCAGAGCUUCCAAUCCUCUGCUCUAAUAACCCAGCUUCAGCGCAGGACCCAGGACCAGCUGCAGUCUGUACCACCCAACAGAAUGCAAGGGAAUCUCAUUCAGACUGAGCCACAAUCCUUGGCUCAGGCGCCUGCCCAGCCCCCAGUGCAGGCAGCACAACCCCCUCAGGUGAUACCGGCCAUCCGCCCUGCAGUGCUAAUAGCUGCAGCCCCAGAGAGACUAGGUCCUCCAGAGGCUGGCCACCGGAUCAUCCUGGGGAGCCAGGCACCGGGAGAGGCUGUUCCCAAUCCUCCACCACAAGCUGGCGUCUCCAGUGCGGGUCCACCAGCCCGCGGCCUCCACAUCUGGGUGCCCAAUGUGAACCUCCCCGGCCCUCCAGCUACUCUCCCUCAUAACGGAGGGGAGGCUCGUCUCCUCAUGGCUCCAAACCCAGAAAGGGCCAAUCCAUUCCCUGGUCUGGCCUCGGUCCCUCCUGCCCCAGAGGACGUUCCCCGAAUAGAAGAUGCAAGGCCUGGUCCGUCUGCACCACGAGAGAUACCGGAGCAGCAUCCCCAAAUCAGAACCCUCAUCACUGUUGUCCUGGAUCUAUUCCCAGAUGUUCAAGAAGCCUAUGUAGCAGAACUGAUCCAAAAGAAUAAUGUGAAAGACAUGAAUGUUAUCUGUAACCUGCUGUUGGAGAACCCAGAGUAUCCACGGAGGGAGACUGCAGCAGCAGCAGCCGCUGCAGCUCCCACCAGCAUUCUGCUGGAGUCUGGAGACACCCAGACCGAGGUGAGCGAGGACCUGUUUGAUUAUACCAAGCUGGGCGCGGUGGGCCCGGAGGCCGUGAUGCAGGCUGCCGACCUGCUCAUGGCCGAUUUCAGGAUGCUCAGCUGUCAGGAUAUCAAAUGGGCCCUCAACGCUCUGAAGGGACACUAUGCAAUCACACGCAAGGCCUUAUGUGAAGCUCUGAAGAAAUGGCAAGAGUCAGGCGACCCCUCAGGAAAGAGACGACGGAGCAGAGCCUCCUCUGAGCGCUGCUACAUUGAUUUCCAUUUCGAGCGCGGUUCAGUGAAGUUCGACAAGCGGAUGUAUUUCUUGGAGAAUGACCGUCGCUACUACCGGACGUACAGCAAUCUGGAGGCUUCUGUGCAGAAGGAGCUGUCAUUCUAUCAGCAGAAGGCCAAGGAGUCGGCAGAGCAUGAGGACUUCCUCCUGGCUCUGCAGGUCAAUGAAGAUGAAUAUAAGAAGGACGGCCAGCUGAUCGAGUGUGGCUGCUGCUAUGGGGAGUUUGCGUUUGAGAAGAUGACGCAGUGUUCCGACGGUCACCUUUUCUGUAAAGAGUGCCUGGUGAAAUACGCUCAGGAGGCAGUGUUUGGCUCUGGAAAGUCGGAGCUGAGCUGCAUGGAGGGGGGCUGCACGUGCUCCUACCCAGUGUGUGAGCUGGAGAAAGUCCUACCAGAAAACAUACUGUGUAAAUAUUAUGAGAGGCAGGCGGAGGAGGCGGUCGCCGCCACCUGUGCUGAUGAACUAGUACGGUGUCCAUUUUGCAACUUCCCAGCCUUGUUGGACAAAGCCAUGUCUCUGUUCAGCUGCCCCAGCCCCCGGUGCCGCAAGGAGAGCUGCAGGAAGUGCCACGUCCAGUGGAAGCAGCAUUUGGGGAAGACGUGUGAGCAGGUCCUAGAGAGGGAUGAGAUCAGCAUGAGGGUGCUCUUCGAGGAGCGUAUGACGGCCGCUCGAGUGAGGAAAUGUGUCAAGUGCGGGAUGGGCCUGGUCAAGUCGGAGGGCUGCAACCGGAUGUCCUGCCGCUGCGGCAGCUUCAUGUGCUACCUUUGCCGAGAGCCCAUCACCGGCUACAACCACUUCUGCCAGCACGCCCGCUCCCCCGGCGCACCCUGCCGCCACUGCCGCAAGUGUUCCCUCUGGACUGACCCCACGCAAGAUGAUGAGCGGAUCAUUCAAGAAAUCCAGAAGGAAGGCGAGGUCGAGCUGAGUAAGAAAUGUGCAGAUAAUUCAGAGAAGAGGGUCGGUCCUCCUCCGGAGCCCAUCAUAGAUGCCAAGCGGCCGCGCGUGGGUCCACCCCCCGAAAACCCGCCCUACCCGAACCCCCCGGCCCCUCCUCCUCCUCCUCCUCCUCCCCAGGCGGUACAAGCACCCCUGUUCGUCCCCCCUCGUGCCCGCUACCCUCCACCUCCUCCUCCGGGCAGGAUGUACCACCAGGUGAUCUUGCCUCGGCUGCCCCCGGCACCCUACGUGCCCCCCCUGCAACACAUGCCCCCCCUGAACAAUAACAACAACAACAACAACAACCACCAUCACCACCAAAACAACCCGCCCAUCAACCCUCAUCACCACAACAUGGACAUGAUGGACCUGCCCAUGCACUACGGGCCCCCGCACCGCUACUACAGGCGCUUCUAACAGUUAGACUUCUCCUCUCAGUGGUGAGAUCUGUGUGCGUUACUUUUUCUAUUCGUUCUCUCUAUCUGUUUUUUCAAAAACGUCUCUUUGGGCUCAGACGGUAAAACACACUGAAAUGACUGAAAAGCGCAUCUGUAGAACGACACACGUGCGCGCACACACACUUUGCCUUUUUCCCACUGAACUUGAGACUUCAACGAUGAAGGGGAUCCUCACAUGACGCACUCCCGCUUUCCUCUUUUUCUGCUUAAAUUUCCGCUUGAACUGAUUAACGGUCGAGUUAUUUCCUGUUUAUACAGAUAUUUUUGAGUACACGAUGAAAGAAAAAUAUGACGGUUAACAUUCCCUUCAGUAUCCUUUUGUGUAACGUGUGAGACGACACAAUUUUUCUAAUAAAGUUUUGAGUUCACGUUC
Molecule: messenger RNA, 4150 nt
Organism: Scophthalmus maximus (turbot)
Lineage: Eukaryota; Metazoa; Chordata; Actinopteri; Pleuronectiformes; Scophthalmidae
Gene: rnf216
Product: ring finger protein 216
Exons: 17
Coding region: 371-3736 (1121 amino acids)
Source: RefSeq, a predicted model, not a curated record